GCUGCGGCUCCUCCCGCGGGAGAGAACUGUCAGCGCGCGGCGGCGGCGGCGGGCCAGCAUCGUCAUAUGACCGGCCGGCGGCCCCGGCGCCGAGCAGACUCCCGCCGCCGCGAUGGCCCCGCCGCCGCCCCCGGCCGCGCGCUGAGCCGGCCGCGCGCCGCGGGAGCCGCAGCCGCGGCGUCAUGGCCCCGACCCUGCUCCAGAGGCUCUUCAACAAGAAGGGCGGCGGCAGCUCCGCGGCAGCGGCGGCCCCUGGCCGUGCGCCUCGAGAGGGACCUGCCUUCAGUUGGUCAUGCUCGGAGUUGGACCUGAAUGAGAUUCGCCUGAUAGUUUACCAGGACUGUGAAAGGAGAGGCAGACAAGUCUUGUUUGAUUCUAAAGCUGUGCACGAGAUUGAGGAGGUGGCAACUCAGAAAACAGAGGACGUUGCCGGGAAAGCUUCAGCCAAGUGCUGCCACAGCAGCGGUGGCAGCCUCUCUUCCCACGGUGCUCCUGGGGGCUCCUUCCAGCACACCAAGGAGCAGCUCCCCAAGUACCAGUACACACGGCCAGCCUCCGACGUCAACAUGCUGGGUGAGAUGAUGUUCGGCUCUGUCGCCAUGAGCUACAAGGGCUCCACCCUGAAGAUACACUAUAUCCGCUCUCCUCCACAACUGAUGAUUAGUAAAGUCUUCUCAGCCAGAAUGGGCAGCUUCUGCGGGAGUACAAAUAACCUGCAGGACAGCUUUGAAUACAUCAACCAAGAUCCUAACUUGGGGAAACUGAACACAAAUCACAACAACCUGGGUCCCUGUCGGACAGGAAGUAACUUAGGUGUGCUGCAGGGAUGUGGCAGCAAGCUGUCACGGGGGGCGGCCGAAGGAGGACCACUCCCGCUCAGCCGCAGUGCCUCCUUCUUCGCAGCGCACAGCACUCCAGUGGACAUGCCCAGCAGGGGACAGAAUGAAGACAGGGACAGCGGCAUCGCCCGAUCAGCCUCCCUAAGCAGCCUUCUGAUCCCACCUUUCCCAUCUCCAAGUUCCUCCACGUCCUCGUCCAGCAGUUAUCAGCGCCGCUGGCUUAGGAGCCAGACAACAAGCUUGGAGAACGGCAUCUUUCCCCGGAGGUCAACUGAUGAGACAUUCAGCUUGGCUGAGGAAACCUGCAGUUCCAACCCUGCCAUAGUUCGGAGGAAGAAGAUUGCCAUCAGCAUCAUCUUCUGCCUGUGUGAAAAGGAAGAAGCGCAGAGGAAUUUCCAGGACUUCUUUUUUUCUCAUUUCCCCCUAUUUGAAUCUCACCUGAACAGGCUGAAGAGUGCAAUUGAAAAGGCCAUGAUCUCCUGCAGGAAGAUAGCUGAGUCAGGUCUCCGUGUCCAGUUUUAUGUCAGCCGUCUGAUGGAAGCUCUGGGAGAAUUCAGAGGGACCGUCUGGAGCCUGUACUCUGUUCCGAGGAUAGCGGAGCCUGUGUGGCUCACCAUGAUGUCCAGCACCUUGGAGAAAACCCAGCUAUGCCAGCGCUUCCUCAAGGAAUUCACCCUCCUGAUAGAGCAGAUCAACAAGAACCAGUUUUUUGCUGCCUUGCUGACUGCAGUGCUGACCUAUCACCUGGCCUGGGUCCCGACCGUCAUGCCCGUCGAUCACCCUCCCAUCAAGGCCUUCUCAGAGAAACGCACCUCUCAGCUGGUGAACACACUGGCCAAGACGCACCCAUACAAUCCUCUGUGGGCACAGCUGGGCGACCUUUAUGGAGCCAUCGGCUCUCCUGUGCGGCUGACCCGCACAGUGGUGGUGGGGAAGCAGAAGGAUUUGGUCCAGCGCAUACUUUACGUCCUGACCUACUUCCUCCGCUGCUCAGAACUGCAAGAGAACCAGCUGACGUGGAGCGGGAACCACGGUGAAGACGAGCAGGUGCUAAAUGGAAGCAGUAUCACGACGGCCCUGGAGAGGGGGGAAGUGGAGGAGUCCGAGUACGUGGUGGUCACGGUCAGGAGCGAGCCUGCCCUGCUGCCGCCCAUUCUGACCCCGACGGCGGCCGAGGGACUGGCUGGGGCCCAAGCGGGCACCGACAUCAAAGGCCCAUGUCCCAAAGUCGACGGAGAAGGAAGUCGGGGCCCCGGGCAGAGUCCCGCGGACUCCGGUGCUUGGAGAUCUCAGGGCAUGUCGUGCGGGGAUGAGGAGAGUCAAAAGGAGGACCCCCAAGGUGGCUCUUCGAGGCUCCCCAGCUGCGCGGGUCUGGGGCCAGGACUGAAGAUGGGUGAGGAGGUGAGAGCAGAGCUGCCGAAGAUGCUGCCGGACCGAUCCGGGGCCCGGCCGUGCCCAGAUGCUCAUUCCCGGGAGAGGUCGCCCUGGGAGAAGGUCACCUUCCAUAUCGGAAGCUCCGCGUCUCCAGAGUCGGACUUUGAAAGUCGCACCAAAACCAUGGAGGAGCGGCUGCAGGCCUGGUGCGUGGAGCCCUCAGCCUGCCCUGGGUCGGCUGCCGACGAUUCAGCCCUAGGGGCCCAGGACCAGCCGGCUUCCAGGUGCUCCUGCGCGCCCCCCGGGGUUCUCCCGGCAGCCUUUGCUGGCAGCAGCGGAGGCUCUGUGGAGGCUCGCAGUGUCAGGACCGAGGUCGUGGCGGAUGCUGCGGGGCUGCCCAGCGCACCUGCCGGCUGGUGUGCAUCUGUGGGUUCUGCCCGCGCGCGGGGGAGAACCUGGGGUACGCGGGGGAAGAACACCGAGGGACCUGUUCCCGAUGGGGACGCCAGCAGUCAGGCCAGCUUCAGAGUGGAAGGAGACAUCCCCAGAAACGAAAGCUUGGACAGCGCCCUCGGGGCCAGUGACGACGAGGCGUGCGCUUCAGCCUCGCUGGAUCUGGGUCCCAGCAAUCGUGAAGGUGACCUUGACGGGCCUGAAAGGUCUCUGGAGGUGGAGCUGCCGCUGCCCAGGUCUCGGAGCAUCAGCAACCCCAACGUGAGAAACUUUGGCCGCUCUCUCCUGGCGGGUUACUGCCCCACAUACAUGCCUGACCUGGUGCUUCAUGGGACCAGCAGCGAUGAGAAGCUGAAGCAGUGCCUGGCAGCUGACCUGGUCCACACGGUCCAUCACCCCGUGCUCGAUGAACCUAUUGCCGAGGCAGUCUGCAUCAUCGCAGACACGGAUAAGUGGAGUGUCCAGGUGGCCACAAGUCAGAGGAAGGCAGUAGACAGCACGAAACUCGGCCAGGAUGUCCUGGUCUCGAGUCAGGUGUCCAGUCUACUCCAGUCCAUCCUGCAGCUGCACAAACUUCACCUCCCUGCCGAUUUUUGCAUCAUGCAUCUUGAAGACAGACUGCAGGAGAUGUACCUUAAGAGUAAGAUGCUGUCUGAAUAUCUCCGUGGACACACACGUGUCCAUGUGAAGGAAUUAAGUGUCGUGUUGGGGAUCGAGUCCAACGACCUGCCUCUGCUGACAGCCGUCGCCAGCACUCACUCUCCUUACGUGGCCCAAAUACUGUUAUAAGCUAACACUCAGGACAGCUCUUCCUCGGAGGAAGUAAAACCUGAUGCUCAGCUGAAGGAGGGAGAGGGCAGACCCCCUGGGACGAUGCAGUGUGAGCAGAGCAGAGCAGCGGAAGCGAUCAUUCCAGUUCUGGGCUGUGUCUGUUGUGUCGCUGUCCAGGGGUGCCUGUUGGAAGACUAUGGUUUACUGUCCUGAGCACAUCAGGCCUCUGUCACCCUGGAGUCAGCAGGGGGCAGCCUUCCAGCUUCUUGCAGAGGAAGCAGAACCCUGCGUGGAUGCCCAGCUGGGGGUCUAGAUAGCCUGUGUUUGGACACAGCGGUGACAAGCGGCCUCAGAGCAGGGCUGAACUACGCACAUACCAUUCCAAUAGGAAUUGUUUCACAGUUAAGCACGAGCUCUCCAAACUGGAGAAAGCUAUCCCGCUAUCCUGAGGAACUGGCCAGGGCAGGGACCCUGGACACCAGGUACAGGGGUGGAGUGAAGACAGCGCAGGUGCCAUCUUCAGCUCCGGUGGCUUUGGUGUCACCGUCUAAUGUAAAACAUAGGUGGCCUGGCUGGGAGGCCAGUCUUCUCUGAGUUUACCUUGUUUGACUGCAGGCCCCGGCAGGCUAAGGGUGGAUUGUUGGUGCAAUAAACCCAAGAAUCAAUGUAGCAUUUGGAUCCCAUCAAGGUGAGGUCUGUGGCAGCCACAGGCACCACCUGACCCCACGUGGCUGGUCCCGAUGCUUCAGGGCUUUCAGCAGCCUUUUCACGAGAGGCCAUUUACCAAAGUUAUUUGUAUAAGCUCAAGAGAGUUUCUGUUGCUAAAUUCUUCCAGCUGAGGUUACCCCCUUCCUAUAAUAUUUAAUACAAAUGACUGUUUAGACUUUAAAAGGCACAGCUAUCCAGGUGGGGAAGAAAACCUGCCACCAUUCAGGACAAGUCAUGAAAGUAAUUAGUUUGAACGUUCAUAAACAAUUCAUAGAUGACCUAAAUUUUUACAUUAUCAUUUCUGUCUCUUCCAAUCCCAAUGUUCUUUUCAAAACACCUUUCCAGAAAUUGACCCAUAGUAUAAAACCUGCCAAAAUGAAGAAUUGUUUGUUUUUUAGCAUCAUUUGCUUUCUUUAAAAAAACAAAAACAAGCAAGCAAGAACUUGAUUUUAUGUUGACAUAAAAGAAACUUGAAUUUAUUGACCAACCAUGAAGCAGACAAUAUAUUGACAUCCAGGGUAAAGGAAAAGACUUUUUGAUAAAUGGAUCAUUAAAAGGCAGGAGCUGACCUCGUACAGAAAACAGCAUCCUACAGGUCUUGAUAGUUCACUAUAUAACCAGGCGCUGAUUUCCUCCACUCCUUUAUGAAUUGAUUCCGGCCCUUUCCAUGUAGUCUUUGCACCUAAGAAUAUGAAACGACUUCCCUUUCAAGAUUUAGAAUGACUUCAGAUUUUCUAGUUGAGAAAAUCCUCAUCCCAAACAUCAGGUUACAUAAGGCUAUGUCUGUAAUUCUUUUACAAGUGCAAGUUAGUUAUUUGUUUGAAAGUGCAGAGCAGCAGAACCCAUGGAGAAGAAAAGGUGUGUUAUUCCUUUUUUUUUUUUUUUCUUAAUGGCCCCACCUGCGGCAUAUGGAAGUUCCCAGGCCAGGUGGUCGAAUCCGAGCCAUGGCUGCAACCUACACCACAGUUGUGGCAAAGCGAGAUCCUUAACCCACUGCACCACAGCAGGAACUCUGGCUGUGUUAUUUGUUAAGAAAGAUUCUUAGGAAUAGAACUGCUGCCUCCCCCUGUUAUUUACCAUGUGAAAUGGAGAUGGGUGCAUUGAGGCUCUUCUUUUAAGGUCUUUAAUUUGUACUUUUCUGUCUUUUAACAAAAUUAACAUUGUCCGUUUGUCUGUGUCUUUCUGUUUGCUCUUGCCCAACACCUAAGAUUGGUGUUUGGAGUCCCCGGUUCUGUGACACCAUUGCUGUUGUCCUGUUCACGGGGAGCGGACCUCACCUGCGGCUGCACUCGUCCCUCAGUCAUGUUCCAUUGCGUGUGACCCUGUUGUGACAAGUGACGUCACAGCGUCCCCUCUUGCACCAGUUUCAAGCAUUCCCCCAUCUCUGGUUCCUUGUCCUUGUUUACACAUUCUGGGCACUUUCCUUCAUCUGCCACCUUCCAGAGUUUGUAGAAAAUGAGAUAUAAAAUCAGUUCUUUUCUUGUGGGCACAUAGUGGCCUGUUGAAAAUUAGACCCAAACCGGGGGACGUUGAGCUUUAUGUGGCCAAUCCUGAACUCUGUACCUGAAAGACUGGGCCUCAAAGUGGGAGGAGACUGGCUCUGCCUCGUCACCUGCUGUCCCAGGCUCCCCUGGAAGGGGGCCACCUGGGGAUGCCGCCUCUGUGACCUCAGGACCCCGGGCAGCCCCAGUCCUCCCGGCUGCUGCCUGCACCACAGACCAGGAAUGUCACUGCUCUUCUAUAACCCUCCUCUGAAGAACACUCCUGUGUUCCUUCCGCUAAACUCAGCAUCUUCCCCAAAGCGGGAACGCAAAGGAUCUCACGGGUCACUUCGGGAUGUACCCUCGCACACCAGACCCCACCCAGGCGGUGGCUUCGUUUGGUCUCAGCCCAAGAGGCAAAAAGGGACCCGCCCCUCAGCCCAGGCCCACCUCAAGGAAAAAAUAAACAUGAAAAAAAAAAAAAA
Molecule: messenger RNA, 6111 nt
Organism: Phacochoerus africanus (Common warthog)
Lineage: Eukaryota; Metazoa; Chordata; Mammalia; Artiodactyla; Suidae
Gene: FNIP2
Product: folliculin interacting protein 2
Exons: 18
Coding region: 183-3455 (1090 amino acids)
Cellular component (GO): cytoplasm
Molecular function (GO): protein-folding chaperone binding; ATPase inhibitor activity
Source: RefSeq, a predicted model, not a curated record